CUCCACAAACAAGCAACGCAUCCUCAUCCCUCCAGUCUUCACUGCACCAUCUAGCUAGCUCUUGUUAGAUCGACCGGCAAUGGCGUCCACCAAGGCUCUCUUCCUGCUCGCCGUCCUCCUCGCGUCCGCCGUCCUCCUCGCCACCGCGGCCUCCGAACAAACUCAUGACAAGGAGGGGAAGGUGGUGACCAACGGUGCCGGCGUCCAGGACGACUGGCGUGGCGGCGGCCGCGGCGGAGGGUACCCGGGCCGCGGGGGCGGCGGCUACGGGCCCUGCGGCCGGUGGGGCUGCUGCCGCCGUGGGUACCACGGCGACUGCAUCCGGUGCUGCCGGGCGGCCAACGACGUCCCGGAGGCCAUGGACCGCACUGAGGCGCACAACUAGCUGGCUGGCUAUGGCUUGGCUUGGCUAGCAAGCAGGACCCAUGAUCCGGAAGCUAGCUUCUUCCAGGGUACUGAAUAAAAUAAAUCUCCGGUUUUGUGAUCUACUCCUAUAUGUUUCGGAUGAACGUAUGUAUCUAUCUAUACGUACGUACGUAGUCCUCAUCCUUUGUUUGGUUGGAAAUAAAAGGAAUGUCAUGUGUUGUUGUGUUCCCA
Hordeum vulgare subsp. vulgare (domesticated barley) is the source of this 597-nucleotide messenger RNA. RefSeq names its product glycine-rich protein-like. The record is from RefSeq and is a predicted model, not a curated record. NCBI's taxonomy places the organism in Eukaryota, Viridiplantae, Streptophyta, Magnoliopsida, Poales, Poaceae. The transcript has 2 exons. The coding region runs from base 80 to 385 and encodes 101 amino acids.